UCACAGAAUAAAAUACCGCCAAAAUUCUGUGCUGCAAGGGAACAGCGGCCAUGUCAUUGGCAAAGGGCGAAGAAAUAGCCAAGAGCUUCUGGGAGCCGGGACAGUACAAGAGGACGGUCAGACGUUUUGACGAUGGGCACCAACUCUGCAACCAGCUGCUCAGCUGCUUCCAGGAGCGGGCACAAAUCGAGAAGCAGUAUGCCCAGAAACUGGCCGGCUGGUCCAAAAAGUGGAAAAGUGUGGUGGAGAAAGGAGCACAGUAUGGCACUGUAGAGAAAGCCUGGCAUGCGUUCAUGACAGCAGCAGACAAGCUAAGUGCACUACACCUGGAUGUUCAAGCGCAGUUGUCUGGAGUGGACUCGGACAGAGUGAAGCAGUGGCAGAAGGACUCUUUCCACAAACAGCUAAUUGGGGGCUUCAAGGAGACAAGAGAGGCCGACGAGGAGUUCCGCAAAGCUCAGAAACCCUGGCUCAAGAAGUUGAAGGAGGUGGAACUGGCCAAGCACAGUUACUACAGUGCACGUAAGGAGGAGAGGACUGCACGCACUCGAGAGGCCAAUGGCAGAGCUGACCAAUCCUUAUCCCGUGAUCAACUCCGUAAAUUGGAGGAGCGUGCGGAGAGGAGCUCACAGGAAGUGGAGAAAGGCCAAGAACAUUAUGUGAAAGCUCUGGAGGAGCUGAACAAAUACAACCCCAAAUACAUGGAGGACAUGGAGCAAGUGUUUGAUACCUGCCAGGACUUUGAGAGGAAGCGACUCCAAUUCUUCAAGGACAUCCUGUUGGACUUCCACAAACACCUCGACCUCUCCAACAAUGACAGUUUCCACGCCAUCUACCGGGACCUGUACCAGAACAUCACUGCAGCCAAUGAGCAGGAAGACUUACGCUGGUGGCAGAACACACACGGACCUGGAAUGACUAUGAGCUGGCCACAGUUUGAGGAGUGGGCUCCAGAUGCAACCCGAGCCAUUCAUCGUAAGGAGAAGAGUAGUCGGGGGGUAGAGGAAGUGACCCUCACCAGCAUCAUCCCGUCCACUGAUGUCGUAUUGCACUCUUCGCCAGGAGACAGUGGAGUUAAAGAUUACUCAUCCGAUUGGUCAGAUGAUGACAGCCCGAGGAAAUAUGUGUCGACUCUGUGCUCGGAGGAUGAGGAGAAGGUACCUGUGGUCCGGGUUCGAGCACUGUAUGAUUACACGGGGCAGGAGGCUGAUGAGCUAAGCUUCUCGGCAGGUGAAGAGUUCAUGAAGAUCGGUGAAGAGGAUGAACAGGGCUGGUGUAAGGGUCAACUGGAUAAUGGACAACUAGGACUCUAUCCUGCCAAUUAUGCAGUCCUCGUGAGCUCCUGACAAACUCUUCACAAGACCGCCAGCACUGUGCAGCCCUGAAUCCUUGCUCUGUUGCCGCCUGCUGCUGCUUUCUCUGUUUAAUGUAUUUUUUUCCCCUGCCACAGCCUAUUUUCGCCUCUGAAUGAAGGAUUAGACAGAUAUGCUACAAUAAGAAACUGGGUUUACUAAUCAUGGGGCAAGCUCACCCGACUUGUACUGUCCUUGGCUCUGUCUUGGUCUUGGCUGACCAGUUGCCCAAAUUAGAGAAUAGAAGCUUCUGGAAUGAACUGAGCAGUAUUUAUCCUCAUUGGGUAGCUCAUAUUGCACGCUCUCCGACUUGUGACUGUGUUUGAGUUUCUGAAUAGGUGAAGGAAGCUGAAAUGGAUCUGUUGUCGAGCAUCUCAAUAUCUGAAGGAGUUGCAGGGCCUGGGAUCUCCGUUGACAAGACCGUGUUUCAUCAGUUGCUGGGGAACCGAACAAAGCCACUGUACAGGAGAUGUUUGGAGAUGGAUAUAAUGAAUAUUUUUGCCAAAUGGAAAGCAGGAGACUUUUCAAGCCUGAUGUAGGAAGUGGUUGCGUUUUAAUUAAUCUCCUAUGUAUCUGGCAGGAGGUGGUGUGAAAUAAACAGGUAUUACAGAUCGCA
This is a messenger RNA of Rhincodon typus (whale shark), 1968 nucleotides long. RefSeq names its product protein kinase C and casein kinase substrate in neurons 3 (gene pacsin3). Gene Ontology annotation, biological process: cytoskeleton organization; plasma membrane tubulation; regulation of endocytosis. Bases 51 to 1346 code for a protein of 431 amino acids. The transcript has 9 exons. Gene Ontology annotation, cellular component: endosome; plasma membrane; cytoplasm. Gene Ontology annotation, molecular function: phospholipid binding; protein binding. The record is from RefSeq and is a predicted model, not a curated record. NCBI's taxonomy places the organism in Eukaryota, Metazoa, Chordata, Chondrichthyes, Orectolobiformes, Rhincodontidae.